This is a messenger RNA of Blumeria graminis f. sp. triticale, 2523 nucleotides long. NCBI's taxonomy places the organism in Eukaryota, Fungi, Ascomycota, Leotiomycetes, Helotiales, Erysiphaceae. The record is from the annotation of a GenBank genome assembly.
AUGGCUUCUACACAGGUCAACAGUCCUAUGGACAGUACAGUCAAGACCAAAGACGUCGAACGCAAGCUACAAAUCUAUGGCAUUAUAUUGGCUUUACAGGCAGGGAAGAUUCCAUCUAACAAUCAGAUUGACAUAGCUCUUAAUAGUUUUCUCGCAAGCAAAGCUUUAGUGAACCCAUCUCCAGAGAUUUCACCACUCGGUCAUGAUUUAAUUGACGAUGUUCGUAAUGUCAUGGAACAGUCGAAACUUUUGAUUCUUACCAAAAAUAAAGGCGAUUUAAUUCAAAACUUCAUCUGGCAAUCGCAAUGUGUUCAAAUUAGUAAAGAUUCUGAUCUUGAGGCUCCUGUUGAUAAGGAAUCAGCGAAACAACACGGUCAGAAGGCCUUGGAUGGAUUUCGAACACUAGGCAUGCUUAUUAUUUCCAACGGUCAGUUUAGGAAGCUUUUGAAUGACGCUACAAUAAUUUUUCGUGAUAUUGCUGGUGAUACUGCUCAAAAAGCUGUUGAAAUGAUUAAUCCAACUGAUGAUCAAUUAUCUCAAUUGGAUAAACCUGCGGACCAGAACACCUGGCAUGACGCUCCAAAUUUGUCUGCUAAUAAUAUUAAACAACAGAUAAUGUCAACAUUUACGAAAAAGGCACCGCUUGAUCACACUGAUAUUCAAGAUGCCGUAGGUAGUGCUGCCCACGCUAGUCACCCGGAAGGCGACCAUGAUAUUGUAAAUUCUACUGGUCUUAGGCAGGAUCAAAGAAGCAGUACGCCGACAGUAUUAAACGCACAGGCUCGUGUUCAUAACGCCACUACAAAUUUAACAGAUAAACUUGCAAGUAAUAUUCCCGAGGAGUCUAGAGAUAAAGCUCGAGACCGACGCGAGCGAGGUAAAACCUAUAUUUCUGGUAAAAUAUCCCAGGAGCGCCGUGAUCAGACAAUUUUCCGCCUUAAAAAGCUUGUUGUCGAGUGUCAAGGCCAUCAUGACUAUCAAGAGGCCAUUACAACGCUUCUUGACUUAGCUCAAAAUUACACUGCUCAUGCUAAAGAUUUAACUCAGCAGGGGUCCAGUAAUGUGAAGGGUGAUCAUAAUAACGAUGAGUUAAGACAAAUAGAAGCUAACUUGAAGAUCCUUAUUGAGCGGUUUGCAAAUGGUACAUCCAUGAACGAACUGUUUCGUGCCAUUAACACUAUUUAUGUGGACGCAGAUCACGAUUCUGAGUUGAAAAAUUGGUUCAAACAUAUUAAUUUCUUUGUGCGCAAGUGCUUCGAGAAACAAGGAUUUAUUAUGGACGAUGCAGCUACUGAAGAGUGGAACGCAAUUUAUGACAGCGGAAAUUUUCUCCUACGAGAUCGGUAUCGAAAUCAUACAGACCAAGUAAUCAGCGAGCUUAAAUUCCUAGCCGAUAAAUUUGAUGAAGAUCCUCAGAAUAAAAGUUUUGCCCAGUCCAUGUCAAAUCUUUUUAAUGAUCUCGGUAAUGAUGAGAAUGGGAAACCGACUUUCAAGCCAGAGCUCUUGAAGGAUUUAGCAGAUGUUAUUCUCCCUGCUGCCUUCGAGAACAUCAGAUAUGUGCCAGUACCUCGUAUUGAAUAUUCUGAUCCUACUGUGGACUUUAUUAUUGAAAACCUUGUACUAGAGUCGGACAAUUUCUUUCCGAACAUCUUUGAGUUUACCAACGAUAAUUACUUCAAAUGGGGUAGGAAAAAUGUCUCUAACCGUAGUAAGCAUUCGGCGUCUCUACACGUUGCAGGUAUUCAGAUGGAUCUAAGAGAUGUCGCUUUUUAUCUCAAGAAGAAGACCUUUCCAAAUAUUAGCGACGUUGGCGCGGUUGAUAUUUUUCUCGGAGGAACUGGAUUCAGCUUCACCAUGAAGAUGUCAUCAACUGAUCACAAAGAUAAACAGAAUUUUUUCAAAAUUGACAAAGUUGAUGUCGAUAUCAAAAACUUCAGAAUUAAAAUAAAAAACUCUCAACACAAGCUUUUAUUCAGCAUUGCAAAGACAUUUUUGCUCAAAGCAAUACGCUCUGCUCUACAAAAAGCUAUAGAAAAAAAUAUUACAGAAACAGCUCUUCGCCUGGACUCUAUCAUGUAUCGGGUUAAGCUUGAAGCCGACCAAGCUGCACAGGGCCUGAAAGGAGAUCCUGGACAGGCCCCCAAUGUCUACCAACGAUACUUUUCUGUAAUAAAAAAUCAGUUUUUUCAUGGGAAACGCCAAUUCCAGUCGGGAGCUUCAGACACUAAGGUAAAUAUGGCAGUAACAAAGCGCGACUCUAUCUUUCCAGAAAUUCACCUGCCAGGUGGGAUUAGUUCUAAGGCUACAGAGUAUAAAGACCUAGCUCUCAAGGGUGGGACAUGGGAAUCUUCUAUUUUUAAUUUGGGAUCAGCUUCAUUGUCAGAAGAUGUUCCUACGGCUCCUAACAUAUCUCACGUCAGUCGUUCAGUUGCAUCAGAUUGCGACCAUGGAAAUAUUAAAUCCUACCAAAAUUCGCAUGAUAUUUCUCACCCGAUGGCAACAAGUCAUCCACUUAAUCAUUAA